Molecule: messenger RNA, 1014 nt
Organism: Arachis stenosperma
Lineage: Eukaryota; Viridiplantae; Streptophyta; Magnoliopsida; Fabales; Fabaceae
Exons: 3
Coding region: 1-1014 (337 amino acids)
Molecular function (GO): nucleic acid binding; zinc ion binding
Source: RefSeq, a predicted model, not a curated record
AUGUCGACUCACGGAUGCGGUCGCGGGCGAGGUAGAGGUAGGAUAGGCACCGUUACUCCUGGCCCGGCAGGGAAUGAUCCAGUAAACUUCAUGGCUACCCUGGAAAAUAUGGCUGCGGCUAUGCAGGCGACAGCCGAGGCACUGGGUAAUCAGAUAAACCAGGGUAAUUACAGAAACAAUAAUGAUGAGGACGGUCCCAUGACACUUGCUAUAUUUCUGAAAGUUCACCCUCUGACCUUCAGGGGAACCUCAAAUCCCACUGAUGCAGACAAUUGGAUUCAGGCUAUGGAACGGGCACUGCAGGCUCAGCAAGUUCCUGAGGAGCAAUGGGUUGAGUUUGGAACUUAUCAGUUGCAGGGUGAGGCUCAGUAUUGGUGGCAGGGGACACAACUCAGAAAUGCCAAGGAACUUGAACUGAUGCAGUUAAAGCAGGGACAGAUGACUGUUACUAAGUAUACUAGCAGGUUUGAGGAGUUAUGUUGCUUUUCUCGUAUCUGUCAAGGUGCGCCUGAAGAUUUUGCUGAGUGGAAAUGUAUUAAGUAUGAGGGAGGUCUUCGAAGUGAUAUUCUGAGCUUCGUUGCACCAAUGGAGAUCAGAGUGUUUUCGGAACUGGGAAGGAACUUCACCCCUAGAGGACAAUAUUUUAAGCGAGGCGGUUACACCCCACAACCACAUUUGGGUCAGAAUAACUUCCAGAGAUUCAGUAAUAAUAACAGCCAGGGAAGAGGCAAAGGAAAGCAAGCUCAAACCCCACCAAAUGAUUUAACUUGUAGGAGGUGUGGAAAGUACCACCCGAAUACUCCGUGCAGGGCUGGUUUAGGUGUAUGCUUUUACUGUGGUGAAGCUGGGCAUUUGUCUUGGAAUUGUCCAGAAAAGAAGAAGAAUCAAGAAGCUGGAAAGGCACAACAUCAGGGACGCGUGUUCACUAUGACAGCGGAUGGUGCUGGAAGCGCAGAUACUCCGAUUAGAGGUAAUCACGAACUGAUAAUCGAAAUUUCCGACUGCCUUGCAUAG